AUGACUUCCCCCAGACUCAUUCCCCUGUGGAAGGAUUUUAAAUACCUUAUAAAUGACAUGAUACAUAAAAGCAAGCAAACUUUAGAUGACCCAAAGACUGAUGUAGUUGUGUUGAGUGACCGGUCCCAGAUCCUGUUCAAAGAGUCUCGCCAUCCUCAAAAUAUGCCACUUAUAUGCUAUUACUUCAGUGAUGCCCACUUCUUUGCUUCCCUCUCGUGGGUGACAACAAGCACAAAAGAAAUACAGGCUGUGGUAUGGAUGAAGAGCAAAACUGAGGACAUGGUGGAGAAGAGAACAUUCUCCAUGACCGAACGACUGCCGCCCAUCCAGUCCAUGGUUCACACAGGUUCCUUUCAUAUCCUCGUGGUCUACUGUGGUGACCUGCUCCUACGGCUCUUUGGGGACCACUUUCAGUCAUUCAAACCCCUGGGUAUAGUGCCCUGCCGCUUUAACAUCAGCUGCCUCUGCUAUGACCCAGAAAUGAAGAUGCUUCUGUCGGGAAUCCUGGGGGCAGUGGUCACCUGGAUCAUGGAGCGGAGUGGCAAGGGUCUCCAAAUAGCCCACGUGGUUUCCAUGCCUGGUGAUGAGCUUGUCCACAACAUCAUGUUGAACGGCCCCAAUGGCUCCCUUGUAGCCCUGUGUGAGACUGUGGUGAGGGUCCUAGAGCGCCAGGGCCAUGGCCGGCUGGCAGAGGUGAAGAGGUUCCCUUCCACCACCAGUGGCUCCUCAAUCACCUGCUGCUUCACCUGUUUUGAGCAGGGCUUUCUCUAUGCAGGAAACAGGACUGGGGAAAUCCAAGUGUGGAGCCUCAAUCAGGGCCACGCACUCCACAGUUUCAAGGCCCAUUUCUCAUCGGUGAUAUGUAUCCGCAGCCGGCCAGAAGCCCACACCCUGCUAACAGCCGGCCAAGAAGGCCUAAUCAAGGAGUGGAACCUGACUUCAGGGAGUCUGCUGCGGCAGCUAGAACUUGGCGAGGAACUGUGUCAACUCCAGUUUAUUGAUAGCACUACUUUCUCCUGCCAGACUACCCAUUCUUUCUCCUUGCGCAGUCUGCCCUGCUUCUAUAACCUUUUCAAUGUCUGUGGCUCUGCUCCCCAGCAGAUACGUCGGGUCCGCUGUGGCAAUAACAGGUUCCGGAUCCUGUGCGCUACUGAGGAUGGCUUGUUGCGCUUUUUGUCCCCACUAACAGGGAAUCUUCUGGUUAUCACCUGGCCCUUCUCAAUCCUGGACCAGGCUGUGGAUUGGGCCUAUGACCCAGAUAAAGAGGAGCUCUUUGUAGCAACCGGCAGCUCAGAUGUGCUGGUAUUUGACACAACCCGCUGCCCUUGCCCAGCCAAGUAUCUUAUAUGCACCUCACCAGAUUCUCAGGACUUGGUACAAUGCCUGGCUUAUGGGCAUUUCCACCUGGGUCGGGGUCUAGAAGGACUAAUGUUCUCUGGACACCAGAGUGGUGUGAUCAGAGUGCUUUCCCAGCACAGCUGUGCCCAAAUAGAGAAAUUCAUGCACUUUGGGGCUGUAUUAGCACUCUCUACACUGCCUGGAGGGCUUUCUGGUUGCCAAGAAAACUCUUUGCUCUGUUCCUAUGGAAUGGAUGACUAUGUACACCUAUCAGAAGCUGUGCUUGAAGGGGUGAGAGUGCAGCUGCAGCCCCUCGCCAGCAUUCUCAGCAGCUGUCAUCUAACACACUUGAUACUCUUGCCCAAGUCUGUGGGUGCCAUCACAGAGACUAACUGCCUGCGUCUCUGGAAUUUCCAUGACUUUCUGUCCUCUGGGUCACGGGAAGGCUCAACGUUCAUUGAGACAUUGCCUCUGCACCAGUGCACCAUCACAUCUUUUGAUGUCUGCCUAUCCUUGAGUCUUUUUGUCACGGGUGGCAGUGAUGGCUCUGUCCGGAUCUGGAACUUCCAUGGUAGACUUACAGCCAUGCUGGACUCAUCAUUGCACUUUGGCCCACUCUGCUUUGCAAAUGACCGGGGUGACCUGCUUGUCACUUUCAACCAGAGUCUUUAUCUGGUGUCCUGUUUAAAACUGCUUCCCUCAGCCCUGCUGUCUCGCCUUUCCCUUAUGGGUAUGACAGAUGAAGUGCUAGAAGUUCCUAAGCCUUUCAUACCAAGCUUCUUCUUCUCCUUUGAGACCAUGUUUGUGCCCAAGUAUAUCUACUUUGGACAAGGGCAACAGCAAUUAGUGGGUCUGGAGAACCUUGUCAAUAAUCGGGCCAUCGCCUUUGAUCAUAAUGUGCCACAUGUCAUAGAAGAAGAUGAGCAAGGGAGCCCUGUGUUACUGUCUUCCUUCAGACACGAUUCCUUGUAUAAGGAAGCUGAUUGGACGCAGGUGAAAAAACCUCCUCAUUCCCAUUAUGUGCUUCCUCCCCAGCUACAGCUGACUACCUGGGAUGGACUCAACCCUUACCGGAUACUGCGAUACUACUUUGGUCAUGGGCAGAAAUGGCUCUUGGCUCCUGAUUGCUACAUCCCUAACUCAGUGAUUCGUGCCCGUCUUUGGCCACAGGGCAGCCCAAUAUACCUACAGUGCAACCUGCAUUCACCCAUGCGGGAGCUGGAAUGGGACAAGUCUCAACAAUUCUUCUUCUGGCACGGUAGAGCAAGAGCUAUAAGUGAUGUAGGAGAAUAUGCACAUGAAAAGGAGGAUGAAGACUUCCUUGAAGUAAGAGCGUCAAAGGAUAUAACUUACAAUGUUCUUACAGACUCAGCAAACUGCAGUUGGCUGGGAAGAAAGAUGAGUGAAAUAGCUAUCAAUAGCCUGAUAGAGACAAUUCUCAAUAUUAUGAUCCAUGCUUCUCCACUGAAGUACCAGUGCUGUAUUGGUGCACUAGGGCAAAUCUUUGCCUCUUACCAGGUGUCUCCACUCCUGCGCGCUGAAACAGCCCAUCGUCUGUUGGAUGAUACAACCAAUUCCAAUCCACUGAUCCGAGAGCUAGCCUGGGAAGGGCUGAAGCGUCUAGGAAUGAUUACGCAUCUCUUUGCUGUGCCUCUGGCCCAAAGACUAAUGGACAAAGAUGAAAGAGUGAGGAAUAAGGCCCUGAGCCUCAUGGCUGAGACUGGAAUCCACUCUAAGACCUCACUCUUAAACUUGAUCCAGAACCAAGAUACUUUCCGGGAGAUGCAGCAGGAAAUGAUUGGGGAAGAAACCCUGGACCAUCUGCUGGGAAUGCGGGCCACAGAUCUCCAAAUCCUUCAUACCCAAGUGGAGCAGCGAUUGAAUGAAAACCUGAUCUUAUCGCUGGGUGAUGAAAAGCCUACUUUUUCUUUAGAUGUCUCAGGGGCUUCUGAACUUACCGCCCUUUCCAACCAACUUGAUACAGCUCCUGAAGAACCUGAAGUUGCCUACAAGCCCAGCAAAGGCCAAAGACGGGGCCGAGUAGGAGGCAGAAAGCAUACCCAUAAAUUUUUGCAGAGCCUCAAGAAGAUGAAAGAGACUGGCACAGAGCCAGGUCCCUUAGAGGGUGAAGGUGAUCAGAGUGAAGCUGCACCAACUGAGGGGGAGGAGUUUAGGUCUUCAACCUCCAGUAUACUAAAGAUUUCAAAAGGUGAUGAAAAAGAGCCUCCAGGGAUAGAUGCCUCAAAGGAUCAUGUUGCAUUGACCCUGAAGAUGCUGAGGAAGAUACGUGACAAAAGAGGCAGGAAAGCAACACUUCAGAAACCCAUAAAGAGGCGCAAAAGGAAGACAAUAGACACUGAAGUUACAGUUGAGGACCCUCCAUAUCCUAUAAGGAGAGAAUCAGUUGUGAAGCUGGUGAAAGUUAGAGGGCGGGGUGCCUCUGGAGCUCCUGGCCACAGGACUACCCCUGGAGAUGGCUCAUCAUGGCGGGACAAUCUAUGUCAUCUUAUGACCCUGAGGAUAUCUGGUUCCCAGACAAAAAUGUCAGAAGCUCUAAACACUGAGCUAGUGACCAUGGCUCAGGAGGUGCUGGCAGAUCGACAGCCCAGCUGGGAGCUCUUUCAGGAGAUCUGCCCCCUGUUGAAGAAAGAAAGUAAGGAACUGCUUGAGGACCUUGACUGGGAUGUAGCCUGGCCAGAGGAGAAACCAGUUUUUCCUCAUGGAGGAGCAAUUAGAGAGGACAUGGUGAUCAGAGACAAGGAAGAGGAGACAAAAGAGGAGCAAGAGCGAAAGAAAGAAAGGGAUGUGCAGGACUUGUGGGAAAUCCAGGUGAUUCCAAAAAAAGGCAAGAAAAAGAAAGUUGUUUUUUUAGAACCAGACGUAACCAAGGGAAAACGAAUAUCAAAGAAAGAAGAGAAGAAACCCUCUAAGAAGCCUUCUAAGCAGGAGGGGAAAGCAGUCCAGCAGGAAAAAAAAGUGGAUAAAAAAGAGAGGAAAAAAACCAAAGAAGAGGAGAGGGACGUGAGUCAGGAAGUGGGGGAAAAGGCCAAAUUAGAGGAGAAAGUGGUUGAGCAAGAAGGAAGACCAGUUAAGAAAGAGACAAAGCUGUCUUGGCAGGAGUGGAAGAAGUCCUGGGAUCAGUGGAAACAGGCCUACAGAGAGACGAGGAUAUCCUGGGAUGAAUGGAAGAAAACCUGGGAAAGCAGGCAUCUUCAGGAAGAGGAGAAGCUCCAUGAGGAGGAAGAAAAGCUGUUCCCAGAUGAGGAAGAGAUGGAGAGGGACAAGAGAAAGCAGACAUGGGAUGAAUGGUCACAGAUCUGGGAAAAGAUGUCAGCCAGAGCCAGGGAGCAAAUGUUGGAGGAUGAGGAGGAAGUGACCCUGGAGGAAGAAUUGUCUCAGGAGUGGGAAGGAGAAGAAGCAGCAGCAGCAGCAGAAGAAGGAGAAGAGCUGAUGACAGAAGAGCAGAGACAGAUCCACCAGGAAUAUAAACAGGCACAGGCUGAGAGGAAACGGGCCCAAGUUGAAAUAAAACGAGCCCAAGAAAAGAGGAAGCUGGCAGAAGAAGUAGAGAAGCUAGCACAGGAAGAGAGAAAACUGGCUCAGGAAGAGAGAAAAAUGGCCAGAGACUAUGAGAAACUGGCCCAGAAAGACAGGAAAAUGGUCCAGGCAGAGAGGAAGUUUAUCCAGAAUGAGGAAAAACAAGCCCAAAGAGAGGAGAUGCUAACCCAGGAAGCAGAGGAGUUGGCCCAGCGAAGGAAGAAACUGGCCAUGAAAUUGGAGAAACUGGCUCAAGAAGAAGAGAAAAUAGCAAAGAAAGGAGGGAAGCUAGCUGAGGUAAAAAAUAUAUUGGUCCAGAAAUUGGAAAAACUGGCCCAGAAGGAGCAAGAUCUAGCAUGGCAAGAAAAGGAACUAGCCCAGGAAUUGGAGGACCUGGAAUGGGAAGAGGAGGAACUGAAUCAGGAAGAGGAGGAACUGGAAGAGGAGAAACUGGUCCAGGACAAGGAAACACUGGCUGAGGAAAAGGAAAGACUUGGCCAGAAAAGGGAGCAAUUGAUGGAGAAUAAGCAAAAGUUGGCCCAGGAAGAAGAGCUGCUGAUCCAGGAAGAGAAGAAACUGGCUCAGGACAAUGUAAAAUUUCCUGAAGAAGAGGAAAGACUUGGCCAGAAAAGGGAGCAACUGAUGGAGAAUAAGCAGAAAUUGGCCCAAGAAGAAGAGGCAUGGAAACACUGCCUGGAAGCACUCCCCAAAACCAAGGAGAUACUAACCUGGAGGCAGAAGACUCUGGCUCAGGAGGAGAAUCUGGCUCAGGAGAAGGUGAAACUGGCUCAGAGGAAAGAAAAUUUAAUCCAGCUCAAAGAAAGCCUCAUCCAGAAGAGAAAGAAAUCAGACCAAGAAAAGGAGAAACUGGACAUGUACAAGAAGAGACUGGUUCAGAUAGAGAAAAAGCUGAUGGAGGAAAAGGAGAAACUUUUCCAGAAGAAGGAGAAAUUGGCUGCUAUAGAGGAAAAACUGACCCAAUUAGAGGAAAGCCUGGCUGAGAAACAGCACCAAAUAGCCCAGGACAAAAUGAAAUUAGCUAUGGAAAAGAGGGUGAUAUUCCAAGGACUGAAACAGCUCAGAGCUGACUGGUCUAUUACUAAGGAAGAAAAGGCAUUGGGCAUGGAAAUAAAGAAAUUGGCCUGGGAGAAGGUGAGACUGGCUGUGCGAAAGGAAACUCUCUUUAAAAAAGAGACUCAAGAAACUUCAAGACAGGGAAGACCAACUAAGGAUGAACUAGAACUAAUUAAGAGGAAAUUGUCACUAGAGGAAAAGAUACUGGUCUAUGAAGAUAGGAUACUGGCCACAGAGCAAACAGACAUUACCAAAGGAAAACUGGAGUUUACUAGAGGAGGGAGAGUAUGUGCCCAGGAAGAAAGGAAGCUAGCCAAAUUAAUAAGGAAGUUGGCUAAAGAAAGCAAGGGCAUUUCCAAGGAACGAUUAAAAGUAAGCAGCAAAAUCUUAAAGAUACUUCAAGGCCUUAUCAAAAAAGAAAGGAAACUAACCCAGGAAGAAAUAGAGAUGACAAAGUUAAAGAGGUCAUUCUUUACUAAGGAAAAGGAAUUGAACAAGGUACAGAAUGAACUUGAUGCCAAGGAGUGGGAUUUUUCUGAGGAACAACCAGAAAUUGCCACAGAUGAGAAGAAACUGGCUAAGAGGCAGAGAAAACUGGCCAAGGAAAUGAGAAGAUUGAUAAAGAAAGAGAAAAAGAUGACUGAGGAGGAAAGCAGAUUGGCCAGGCAACAGAGAGAAGUCAUACAGGAAGAAGAGGAGGAUGAAAUAACGGAGAAAGAAGAGGCAAAGCCAUUCCUUAAACAAAGGUCACGAAAGAGAAAAAUGCUAAAGAGAGUUGGUUUGCAACAGGAAGAGUUUCUCAGUCAAGAGGAUGAGGUGAAAAGUGUGAAAAGUGAAGAGAGCUUUUCUGAAGAAAUGGAAAGCUUGUUAGAUGAAAUAGAGCGAGAGAGUUUGUCUGAAGAGCAGGAGCAGGAGGAAGAGGAGGAAAUGGAAGAGGAGGAGGAAGAGGAAGGGAAGGAGAAGAAGAAGAAAAAGAAAAUAAAGAAGGUGCAGGAGGAGGAAGAGGAGGAGGAAGUGUUUGAGAAGGAGGAAAGCAUGAGUGAGGAAGAGAUGGAACGUUUGAGUGAGAAAGAGGGGGAGGAAGAGGAGAGAAGCUCAUUGGAAGAAAAGGUAGACAAGAAGAAAGAGAUCUUUAAAAAAGAAAAACUAUUUAAGUUACCAGGAGAAAGAAAAAAGGACUUAAAAGGAAGAGAAGCAGUCCCUUCUAUUGAGAAAAGAAUCCCCGAGGUCAAAGGCAGUGCUAUAAAACUUGAAGUUCUGAAAAGCCCUUCCAAGCAACUGAUCUCAGUAGUUCUGGGGAGGGAAGAGAAGAUACCAGUGCCAGGGUCAACUAAACAAAUAUCCUGGGAAGAUAAGGCCACAGUACUUGAGACGUCCAGGGUAUUCCCAGGGACAGGGUUUAUGGAUAAACAAGAAGAACUGUUGAAGAAAUAUAAGCCCAUACCUCUACAAGUUUUGGAUACAGCUUUGGAGUCCCAAAAGCCUGACUUAAAGACCCCAUAUUUAUCCCACCUAUUGAAGAAGACCAUGGAAGCUCAUAAACUCCAAGGCAAACACCUAGGGGCCAAGUGGCAGUGGCUUCUGCAGCGUCAUCCAUCUCUGAAGGGACAGACUGAGGUACAAUUACCUGUGUCCAAAAUCCUGGCUGAGGAAAUAUAUGCAGACGUCAGUCUCUCAGAUGUAGAGUGGAUCCACCAUGUCCUAGAACAGAUGGAGGCAGGAGAACAGCUUUCUAGGGAUAGUUUCCACAGAUUGUGCCAGCUUCUCAAAGACCUCACUGCAAAGGAAAACUUAGAGUGGAUGCAUCUGGCCAAACUUGAAGCCAUUGUGUACCGUCACAAGCAGAACCUGGAAUCACGAAGCACAAGUAUCUCAAAACCCAGUAAGGAGCCCAUGGGUCCAAAAUACCUGAAAGUGAUCCCUCCUAUAAAAGGAAAGGAAAAGGAAAGCUGGCUAAAACCUUUGGCUGUCUUCACACCGAAGUCCCCAUUAGCUACCAAAAUGAUUCCAGACCUGAAGGCUAUAAAUUGGCAUCUUCUAGGAGAGCCUUACAGGAGUGUGCGGGCAGAGCAGAUAUCCACUGCUCGCAAGGAGAUGGAGAGGCAACACCAUUAUCCUCCAACAAGAGACAUUUUCACAGGUGCCCUUGACCCCGUGGAAAAACAAACCCUAGCACUGAUGUUUCAAAAGGACUUCUGGGCUUUUAAGGAUAAGGGCAGGUUUGCCAAAUUGCCCAAGUUGGAAAAGAAGGCACAGCCCAUCUCUAAAAAAAAGGACAAGGUGCCUCUAUGGGAGACAUUUGUGGCAAUGUACCAUGUUUUGCAGAUGUUGCAGGAGCGAUACGUGAACGACAGUGCUGCUUGGAUGGAACAGUUCUACCGUCUCAUGGACCUGUACCAACUUAAGUCCCCCCGAAUCCAGAGGCUACUACAGGAACUGCUACUGAGAGGGGAACCCCAGUCCCAAAAGAUCAUUUACAAAGAGGCCCUAAAGACCAUGGAGCUAGUUCCUGGGGAGCGGUUGUUCUACCACCUGUUCUGUGGUGGCUGUCACACCCCUAAAGGUCCUCUGGAGUUCCAGGAGGUGGUUCCCCUCCCAGGGAAGAACAGUGUACGUACCAUGCUCCCUAUGGGCAUUGCCCAGUAUGGGAUCUUAGAACUUGCCUGGAAGAGCCUGCCGCAAGCUGAUUUACACCUCACCAAGGAAUUGCCCUACAUCGUUGCUCCUACCCCCUAAUUUGGGACUGAAGGGGCAGAACUUUUC
Messenger RNA from Physeter macrocephalus (sperm whale), 8712 nucleotides. RefSeq names its product WD repeat domain 87 (gene WDR87). Gene Ontology annotation, molecular function: protein binding. Bases 1 to 8685 code for a protein of 2894 amino acids. The record is from RefSeq and is a predicted model, not a curated record. The transcript is spliced from 8 exons. Lineage: Eukaryota; Metazoa; Chordata; Mammalia; Artiodactyla; Physeteridae.